Molecule: messenger RNA, 1724 nt
Organism: Caenorhabditis angaria
Lineage: Eukaryota; Metazoa; Nematoda; Chromadorea; Rhabditida; Rhabditidae
Source: the annotation of a GenBank genome assembly
AUGAAACGAAAGUCAAAUGGGACUCCAUUGAAAGAAAAACGAAGAAGAUCUGCAAUAUUGGAAACAUGUCAUAUUAAUCAAAAAUAUUUUGAGGAUAGUUUCAAAGAAAGUUUUAGGCAAGGAUUACAAGGUAAUUGUAAUAUUCAAAUAAUUCAGAAAUUAUGAUGAAUGUUUCAGGCUGUUCACCCUUUCCAAAUUGGCAAAUUCGAAAUUUUAUCGAUAAUUCGGAUAAUUUUGUUGAAAGAUUAGAAGAAGAAUUGCAAAAUUUCGAAGAAUGGAAAAGAAAGGAGAACGAUCUUUAUUCUUUAUAUCAAACCGAUGAUUUGAAGUCAAUCUCGCCGUUGAAUUAUCCAAAAAUAUUUGCUUUUCGGUGAGUUUUUGAACAAAAAAUGUAUAAUGUGAAAUGGUUAUUUUUUACAGUCAAUUUCUUCAAAACGAAGCUCGUUGUUGGCUUCAAAAUAUAUCCGGAAUUGAAUUAAUUGAUCAAGUUGAUUGUAAUGGUAGUUGUUAUUCUCAAACUGAUUCACUUCUUCCACACAACGAUUUGGUUUGUUUUUUUCUUUUGAAUUUAUAUUUAAAAAUAUUAAAUAUCAAAAUAUUUUAGAUUGAAACAAGAAGAUUUGCAUUUGUUUAUUACUUGACCUGCCCAAAUUGGAAUCCAAAAACAAAUGGAGGAAAUUUGCAACUAUUCAAUUCAGACAGUAAGUAAAUCUUUUUUCAUAAAAAUGUUCAAUCUUUUUCUCAGAGCAUUCAAUUCCAACAACAAUUUCUGUCGAAUUGGUUCCUUUACGAAAUUCUUUGAAUUUGUUUGAAGUUUCUGAAAAAUCCUGGCAUCGUGUGGCUGAAAUAAUAUCAGAUGAUCCGAGAUUAUCAAUAAAUGGAUGGUUUCAUUCAACAAGAAGAAUUGAACCGAAAAAACCAAAAGCAGAAAAAAUUCCAAGAUUUAUUCCCGAAAACAAGGCGAAACUAUCAAAUUAUCUGAACAUGGAAUAUUUGAAAAAAGAAAGACAAGAUGAAGUUCAACAAUUAUUUGCGGAUAAUUCUGAAUUGAAUCUUUCCAAUUUUUUAGUUGUAUGUUUUUUUGGAGAAAUCAAAGCUCGAAAAAAUCUAAUCUAUAAUUUCAGAACGAUUUACAUAAUGCAGUGUAUGAAGAACUUUCAAAAAAUUCAAAGUCUUUCAAAAAAUAUUGGACCGGUUAGCAAAAGGAAUAUAUUCAGAAUUGACGAAAGCCAAAUCGGUGAAUUUGAGAAAUCCAAAAAGUUGUAUAAUAUGCUGAAAUCUAAAAAUAUUGUGUCUUUCCUCGGAAAAAUCAGUGGAGUAACUUUAACUGGUAAGUUUGAUAUAGACAACUAAUGAUAUUUAAAUAAGUUAAAUUGUAUUCAGGUGCUGAAAGUAGUAUUCGAGUUUCUCGAAUUCAACAUGGAAGUUAUUGGGUAAUUGGAGAUGAAGAUGCUGAACAAAGUACAAAUGAUGGAUAUUGUUUGGAUUUUCAUAUUUUUGUUCAAAAAAACAAAUGGGUUGAUUCAGCUGGAGGUGAUUUGAUUUAUAUUGCGGAAGGAGAACAAGAAGAACUUCUUCGAAUUGAGCCAAAUCCAAAUUGUGGUUCUCUCGUUUUUCGUGAACCUGGAGUUUUUCCAUUUUUGAAGUUCGCGAAUUGUCGAUCAACUGAUCCAUUUUUCCUUUUCUCAGUUUCUUUUUAUAAUGUUCAAGUUGUUGAUGAUUAG